Grus americana (Whooping crane) is the source of this 3789-nucleotide messenger RNA. It is a transcript of the gene SLC26A8, whose product is annotated as solute carrier family 26 member 8. The coding region runs from base 631 to 3207 and encodes 858 amino acids. Gene Ontology annotation, biological process: transmembrane transport. The record is from RefSeq and is a predicted model, not a curated record. Gene Ontology annotation, molecular function: chloride transmembrane transporter activity; oxalate transmembrane transporter activity; bicarbonate transmembrane transporter activity. Lineage: Eukaryota; Metazoa; Chordata; Aves; Gruiformes; Gruidae. The transcript has 21 exons. Gene Ontology annotation, cellular component: membrane.
UCACGCCGCCGACCGUUGGCCGCCGCCCCGCCCGCUCGCGCCCCCUCGCGCCGGCAGUUGCUCCCCCACACUCCCUCCUCGCCUUCACCUCACCUCAGGGACCGGGCGCGGUGACAGCGGGGCGCCGGGAGCUCUGUCACCGCCUUCCCCCCCCCCCCCUUCUCUCCCGGCUCCCUCCGUCCCUCCUCCAGAUCGCGAGGGGUGAGAUAGCCCCGUGAGGGGCUUCAAGCCAGCAGUGAUGGGGGAAGCUAAGCUCGCCCUGCCCAGAUUUCCCAGUGUCCUGAUCAUUCUCUGUGUGUUUGGAGAGUAAACUAUUUCUCAAGACUGCAAUAGGCCUUGCGGUAUCAAAGAUGUGUAUGUGCUUCCUUUCAAGUACAUGCCUAAGACUCAAGUCAUUAAGUGCUGCAGGUUAAGCAUGUUUUGGAGUGGAGCCCUUGGUGUCUUCACCAGGUAUAGAUAACUUCAAUCAAUGAUCCUGUUCCUUCCAGUCUCACUGCCAAGAAAUUGUGGUCUCCGGCAUUUGGUGUUCCUCUGUUUUUGACUGACUGUGAUCAGAAGGAAAAUACAGCACUAGACAACGAUACUGUUGGCAAUUACAAGCAACCAUCAGCAUACAGGGUCCAAAGAGAAAUGCAGACUGAGGAGCACUUCCAGGCAUACUUUGAAAGAAAACUGUCCUCCACCUUGGGUGGAGCACUACAAAUCCCUCGAGAGAACAGACGGCUACAGUGCAGCUUCUCCUGGGGAAGGUUCAGAAAGAUCACACUCAAAGUGUUCCCUGUCCUGAACUGGCUGUUUUCGUAUCGGUUCAGAGAAUGGAUCUUGAGGGAUCUACAUGCAGGCUUAAGUGUUGGGAUGGUUCAGAUUCCUCAAGGACUUUUAGGAGUUUGGCUGACCAGGUUACCUGUGCCCAAUAUCAAUGGCUUCCUUUCUGCAUUCUGCUGCUCGAUGACAUAUGUUAUAUUUGGGACUUCGCAUCAUAUCUCAGUAGGCUCAUUCAGCAUCCUAAAUGUGGUGGGGACAAACAUUCUGAAGACUCUUAAUUUCAACCAAACAUUGUCCUCUAAUGGUUCACUGGAAAACUUCUCAGAUUCUACAUUUAUGAAAGAUUAUGUGGAGGUCUUGACACUUACCGCUUCGAUAACAUUUUUGACUGGCAUCAUUCAGCUGCUGCUAGGCUGCUUCUGCCUGGGGUUCGUGACAACAUACGUGCCGAAGACUCUCAUUGAUGCUUACCUCACUGCAGCAGCAUUGCAUGUCAUUGUAUCACAGUUUACCUUUAUCUUUGACAUCAUGCUUGACUUCCAUAAGGGCCCCCUGGGCAUUUUCUAUAAUCUAUUUCAUUUCUUCCUGGCUCUCCCAAAGGCUAAUGCCACCAGCAUACUGCUAUUUUUGCUUAGCAUGGCCGCACUACGAGUCAAUACAUCUAUCAUGAUAACUUAUAAACAUAGUCCUAUUGCAUUUCCUAUGGAACUUCUCUUGAUUAUCACAGUCACCAUUAUUUCUAAUCGCAUUCAUCUUCACGCUGAAUCUAGUAGUGCUGUGGUCAGUAUGAUUCCUCAGAGGUUUCUGCCUCCUACACCACCAGAUUUAUCAAACCUGAGCAAGAUCAUACUGCAUGCCUUCUCCCUUGCUAUUGUAAGCUAUUUCCUUCUUGUUUUUGUUGGGGAGAGGUAUGCUUCACCUCACAACUACCAUAUCGCCAGCAAUCAGGAGCUAAUCGCUGUGGGGCUAUGCAAUAUUUGCAGCUCAUUUUUCAAAAGCUUUGUUGUCAGCUGUGCUAUUUCUGGAACUGUUAUUCAAGAGAAGACAGGUGGAAGAACACAGCUAGCAGCAGCGAUUGGAGCAUCUCUGAUGCUGGUGAUUGCGCUGAAACUAGGACACUUUUUCCAGAUGAUACCUAACGGUAUGCUGGCUGCUAUUGUAGUAUUUAACGUGCUCCCCUUUCUUGAAAAAUUUCUGGACAUCCCCAUCCUGUGGAGACGGGAUAAGUAUCAUUUUGUUAUCUGGCUUGUAACUUUUGCUGCAGUGCUUUGUCUUGGUCUUGAGGUUGGUUUAGCGAUCGCCGUGGGAUUUACGUUCUUCAUAAUCACCAUUAGGUCACACAGAAUGAAGAUGGUGGUGCUGGGACAGAUUCCAAACAUGAAUAUUUAUAGAAGUUUAUCCAUCUACAGAGCCGCAAGGGAGAUUGAAGGUAUCAAAAUCUUCCAGUGCUGUUCUUCCAUCUCUUUCGCAAAUGUGAAUCACUUCAAAACCUAUUUGUUACACGAGAUGGACGUGAAAGCAGUGCCUCUAGCUGAAAGUGAAGUGAGGGCUUUCGUUUCAUUUAGUCUGUCUGACACUUCAGUGGAAAGAAAAGAUCUUAAAUGCUCUUGUGUCUGUGAUCCACCUCUACCACCACCUAGGAUACCAUAUACAGAGAAACUGGUGAAGCAGCAUCACGCAGACAGCGAUUCCUCGUCGUCUUCAGUUAAUUUGGUACAUUGGUCAAAGUAUGGAGACAAACUCAGCUCUAGGACGUUCUUGGUGGGAGCAGCCAAUGCAUCCUCAGGCUUUAACACGGGACUUACGACUGAAAAGAAGGAGGGCGAAAGGAGAAGAGGUUGCCUUUCACCAAUCUCUCCAAUAGAUAAUUCCUCAGUACAGUUAGAUCAGGAGGAACAGCCAAUGCAUUUGCCAUGUCCAGUUCACACCAUUAUUUUAGACUUCAGCAUGGUGCAAUUUGUGGAUUUGAUAGGUUCAGAGUUAAUGCGACAGAUCAUCCAUAUGUUUCAAAAUAUUGGCAUUACAGUCCUUAUAGCUGGCUGUCACUCCUCUGUGAUAGCAGACUUUGAGAAGAAUGAUUUCUUUGACAGCUGUGUCACCAAAGAAAGGUUCUUUCUAACUCUUCAUGAUGCUGUGCUGGCUGCUUUGGACAAGCAUCAAAAGCCGGAUGAGGUAGAACUUACUGCAAAAGAGUCUGCUGAAGAACCACCAGCUGAACAGCAAAAGGGAGGAAGUUUGCUCUUGAAGAAGAAUAAAGAUUUUUUCUCUGCAAAAACGUCUGACAACAAACUUCUGCGUGAAGAGCCAAUAUCAGAUACCUCAUUCUCAGCCCAAAAUAAAGCAGAGCCAAGCUCCCUCCAGCAGUAUGAUGCUCCACCCCUUCAAAUGGAUUUCCAGGACCCAGGCUGGGGGAAGAGAUGGAAGUAUACCAGCAAAUCCUGAAUUACAAGCGUUGGGGAAUUGGGAUUUCAGUAGAGAGGAGAAAGGUACAGUUAAGCAACAGCCUUUGAUCUUCACUUUAUUUUUUCUGUUCCAGAGUUCUUAAAAUAGCCUGCCUAAUGCCUCCAGUAAUUCUGUUGUUCUAAACAAAAAGCAACAUUUAUGCUUUCAAGCAUUUUCAAAUAGAUACACUGCCAGCAAUGCCGAAAGCAGAGAAAUUUCAAUGUAUACGAUGAUUCCUAGGUUUGUAGCUAAUUCUAGCAAAUUAUUUGCACUUGCUUUCUGGAAUUCUGUAGAAGUUUAAAUGUCCUAACUUAGCACUUCUUAUAUAUUUAUUGCUUGCUAGUAAAUGAAAUUAAUCUGCCAUAUUUCAACAGAUUACAUUCAGGCAGUUUCGUUAUUUUCAUAUGUAUUUAGAAUGUUGUGAAGCCUCAAAGAAAACAUUUUAUUAUUACUCUUCAAAACUCUAUGCUGAAGUUGAUAUUGUCUGCACUAACAUAACAUGGUGUCUGUCCAUUAUUUCUUCCUCAGUGCCUUUCUAAUCCACCAGAACUAAAGCCCAGUAAAUGAUAUAAUAUUUUUUUC